AUUAGCAUAAUAUUGAAACGAAAACGUUUUAAUCUCGUCUCGUCUCUCCGACGGGCUAUGUGUGCAUCUCGUUGGUGAUUUUCUUUUAAGAAAAAUGAAGUUUAUUAUUUCAAUUGUAUUUUUACAUUCCUUUGUUAGUAUAGUGUCGUCGUCUUUUUGCUAUUGGAACGCUGGAUGUCCAUAUAGAUAUUUUUCAACAAAAACACCGUACAAGAAUGUACGUGGGGAUAUCAGAGAUACCAUUAUUAAAUUACAAGGAUGUGAACCGGUCAGUGUUUGGGGUUUGAUUAGUGAUGGAAACCGAAAUCCAGGGGCAGGUUUUGCCAGCAAUUUGGAUAAAGCGAUGGAUAUCAGAAAACAUGUUUUAUCAAGUUUCGAACAUGGAGAUAGUUCACUAUGUGCUCAAGAUGUGCAAUAUCUAGAAGAAUGGAGCAUGGAUAAAAAAGUUCUUGCUGAACCUAACAGUUUAACUGAAGAAGGCAAAAACGAUUUCACUAGUUUUGGAGACCGACUGAAGAAGGCGUUCCCUAAAUUAUUUAACAAUUUAGGAGAAGCGGAUUAUGAGUUACGUCCAGCGGCAGGCGGUCAAAUCGAGGAUAAUGUUAAGGCUUUCAUUAAAGGGCUCCGAAACGAAAAAUUGAAAAUACAAAAAGCUAAGAACGGAUUCGAUGAAAUAGCUUCAUACGCAUCGUGCAACAACUUCCAAAAAGACGUUGAGCAAAAUCCGAAAUCACUCAAUGAAGUUAAUAAAUAUUACAAAACAUCUGAAUAUUUAGCAGCUAAGGAUAGAAUACAAAGACGUUUAGGCAUAAAGGAUGACUUAUCACAUGAAUUAUUGUUUGUAUUAUACGAUCUUUGUCGUUACAUAAAGAAAGACAGCCAUUUCAGUCCGUGGUGUACCAUUUUCACAAGUGAAGACUUAAAGGCAUUCGAAUAUAUCGAAGAUUUGAUACAUUAUUAUAAAUACGGCUAUGGUUCGCCAAUGAGUAAACAGCUUGGUGACUUCCCAUUAGCAGAAUUACUAAAAAAUUUCCAACAAGUAAAAGAAGGACAAGGAAAGAAGUUCGUGGGGUAUUUCACCAAUCCAAUCAUGACAGAAAUGGCAUGCACGACACUUAAUCUUUACAAAGACGAGAGCCCACUUACAGCAGCUAAGCGGGAUCCUAACAGAAAUUGGAGGUCCAGUGUAUUAGCUACGUACUCUUCAAAUCUACUCGCCGUUAUGAACAGAUGCGAAAAGAAUGGACAUCAAGAUUACAAUGUGGUGUUCUAUUUUAACGAGGAACCACUGAGAUCCAUUUGCGAAUUCGGAGUUUGCACUUGGCAAGAAUUUGAGGGCAAGUUAAAACCGUCCUUGAAUGCUACGAGGGAUUUCUGCGGAGUUUAAGGACGAUCCAUUAAUACUUUAAAUUAAUUCUACUUGAUAAGUUACACAUAAUAUUGUAAUGUAAGGAACUGAAUGUAUAUGAUAUUGGGUGUAAAUUUAUGGUUAUUAUUUUCUAUGUAUUUAUGUAUUUUUUAAAUAAACUAUUUUUAUAUA
This is a messenger RNA of Manduca sexta (tobacco hornworm), 1540 nucleotides long. RefSeq names its product multiple inositol polyphosphate phosphatase 1-like. The transcript is spliced from 5 exons. NCBI's taxonomy places the organism in Eukaryota, Metazoa, Arthropoda, Insecta, Lepidoptera, Sphingidae. Gene Ontology annotation, molecular function: inositol phosphate phosphatase activity; acid phosphatase activity. The record is from RefSeq and is a predicted model, not a curated record. The coding region runs from base 95 to 1387 and encodes 430 amino acids.